Messenger RNA from Paramisgurnus dabryanus, 870 nucleotides. RefSeq names its product potassium calcium-activated channel subfamily M regulatory beta subunit 3 (gene kcnmb3). Lineage: Eukaryota; Metazoa; Chordata; Actinopteri; Cypriniformes; Cobitidae. Gene Ontology annotation, molecular function: potassium channel regulator activity; calcium-activated potassium channel activity. Gene Ontology annotation, biological process: potassium ion transport; detection of calcium ion. Gene Ontology annotation, cellular component: membrane; voltage-gated potassium channel complex. The record is from RefSeq and is a predicted model, not a curated record.
AUGCUGCUGAAUCACUCCCCUCGAGGGUCUUUCAGUGUUCCUGUUAACAUCACCCUGCAGGGCGCUCGGCGACGCCACAUGCGAGAUGUCAUCCAUGAGCAAACCCAGCUGGACGCCAGCUGGAGGAAAGAAAGAGAUUCGAAGUGCAAUGAGAAAGCCAGAGCUCAAGUACCUGAGUCCAGUGUGGGAGAAGAUCGAGCCAUCCUCUUGGGCUUCACCAUGAUGACAUUGUCCAUCCUCAUGUACUUUCUGGUGGGAAUCGCAAUGGUGAAACCAUGUCUAGACAGUAACUGGACAGACUCCAACUGCACAUUGAUCAAGGCUGAUAUUCUAGAUGAAACAAUGGACUGCCGUGGCAUUGUUAGCUAUAAAUGUCUGCGUGUUUUUGUCAACGUCACGUCCCUUGAAAAAACAGUUCAACUUCACUAUGAUGAAGAGGCUGUGAGAUUCAACCCAAAGAUAAACAUGCUUGCUGUUAUCUUUCAUCAGUGUUUCUACAGUCCAAAAUGCCAACGAAACAAGACAGAAGUGAAGGAUGAGGCCAGUAACAUCAAAAGUGCUUUGUUGAGUACUCAGGGGGAAAACAUGAACUGCUAUCUCAAUUCUAAAUACCCAGAUGUCGCCCUCUUGAGGAGCAAAUACUCAGUGCAAAUGGCCUUGUAUUACCUGCUGUGGCCCAGCCUCAUUCUUUUUGGUGGUAUUCUCUUGGUGGGACUGGUGAAGGUCAACCAGCAUCUGGCUUACCUCUGUACUGAGAUCGCUAGAGAUGAGGUACUGGGUAAACAGAACAAACGCACAGACGGAGGAAUCUACAGACUCUUACGGUGCAAGCCGGGAGGCACCGGCGAGCAGAAUGAUACAGUUUCCUAA